This is a messenger RNA of Angiostrongylus costaricensis, 1104 nucleotides long. Lineage: Eukaryota; Metazoa; Nematoda; Chromadorea; Rhabditida; Metastrongylidae. The record is from the annotation of a GenBank genome assembly.
AUGCUUGAUGAAUUUGAUAAAACCUGUGGAAAGGUUGGUCUUCGACUAAAUCUCACAAAAACGAUGUUCAUGAAGAAUGGAUUGGUUUCGUAUGCCCCAUUCAUGCUCAGCGAAACGAAUAUCUCCGAAUGCUCCAAUUAUGUCUACCUAGGUCGGGAAAUCAACAUGAUGCACGACUUAGCUCCAGAGUUGAGCAGAAAAGAACUGGCUGCUUGGGGAGCUUUCAAGAGUAUCGAGGAUGUAGUGAAGAGAAUAAAGAAUACCCGACUCCAUUCCCACCUUUUCGACUCAACGGUACUUCCUGUGUUAACGUAUGCGUCAAAAACCUGGUCGAUGCGUAAAGAGGGUGAAAAAUCACUCACCGUCAUCGUACGCGCAUUCGAAAGGACGAUGCUAGGAGUGUCCCGUUUCACACAAGAACGGGAUGGGAUCCGAACGAGACAGUCGAAGAUAAGCUGCCAGUACAAAUACAACGACUGUCCAGCAGGACCACCUGGACCUCCAGGUGAAGCUGGGAUACCGGGUCUAGACGGAAGUCCUGGCCAAGACGGAUCAGCAGGUAUUGGGGGAACGAUUCUACUCUCGAAAGACCCUAUAAGAUGUAUCCAGUGUCCAGCUGGAGCACCCGGUCCUCCUGGCCCAGAUGGAGAUCCUGGUCCGCCAGGAAUAGAUGGUGCCGAUGGACCUCCUGGUCCAAAGGGUCAGGACGGUAAUAAUGGGUUGAUUGGCGACGCUGGAGCGCGUGGACAAAGAGGUAAUCCAGGGGCUCCAGGACCACCCGGAAAACCCGGGCUGAGUGGAAGACGAGGUAUAGGCGCACCAGGACCACCUGGACCACCCGGACCCCAGGGGCCAAUCGGCAAUCCGGGAAAUGACGGAGAAAAUGGGAAAGAUGGGCGAGAUGGCCCACAAGGACCGAUUGGCAGGCCAGGCCGGAUUGGAAAUCCAGGAGAAGACGGUCCUGUAGGCCCACCUGGAGCUGUGGGUGAACCAGGAUCAGACGCAACAUACUGUCCAUGCCCACUUCGCAGCCCGAUCUUCAUUGAGAGCAAUUCGAUCAAAUCCAUUGGUGUUGAUACUGUUAAAAGUUACAAACUACAAUGA